This is a messenger RNA of Fusarium vanettenii 77-13-4, 438 nucleotides long. RefSeq lists its product as uncharacterized. NCBI's taxonomy places the organism in Eukaryota, Fungi, Ascomycota, Sordariomycetes, Hypocreales, Nectriaceae. The transcript has 2 exons. Bases 1 to 438 code for a protein of 145 amino acids. The record is from RefSeq and is a predicted model, not a curated record.
AUGUUGGUGGCGAUGGUUCUUGUUCUUUUUGCCUCUCAGGCUUUAUGCGUCGAGGCUACUCGUGGUCUGAGAGUGUCUCGCGAUGAGGACCCGGUUAUAGACGAUUUUGCGUGGGACCUUUUGACGGAGACUACUGGGGUUGAUGCGGGUGACCAUUUGGAGAAGCCUGGUGAAGGAGGACCGGAGUCCUUUGCGUGCACUGAGGCGAGUUACUCAAUGACUCGAGCAGUGUUGAUAGCUAACAGAAAGCGUAGAAACCCGGCCCCGACAGACUCGAUUGUCCUGCCGCGAUAUCAGCCUGGACCGAACUCACCGACGACACCGGAAACAUCGCCAUCGAGGGUGGAAGAUGCCGCUCAGCGACCGCGGGUGCCUGUCGGGCGACUAGAAAAGCAUCCAAUACGCCCAAGUCAAAAUCCUGACUAUCCUUGCGCCUAA